This is a messenger RNA of Exophiala oligosperma, 798 nucleotides long. RefSeq lists its product as uncharacterized. Gene Ontology annotation, molecular function: oxidoreductase activity. The transcript has 3 exons. The record is from RefSeq and is a predicted model, not a curated record. Bases 1 to 798 code for a protein of 265 amino acids. NCBI's taxonomy places the organism in Eukaryota, Fungi, Ascomycota, Eurotiomycetes, Chaetothyriales, Herpotrichiellaceae.
AUGGGAGGCCUAUCGGCAGAUGCAGCUCCAGUUGGGCGUCUGGCGGGAAAAGUUGCAAUCAUUACUGGAGCCGCCUCGGGAUUUGGACUUGCUACUGUCCAUAAGUACAUUCAAGAAGGUGCAAAGGUGGUUGCUGUAGACCUCAAUGAACAAGGUCUAGUGCAUCAGUUCCACGACUUGUCAUCAAGCAAAGGAGCCAACAUUGUCACUCGAGUUGGCAAUGUGACCUCCGCUGCAGAUUGGGCUGCCCUCACGAAGGCUACUGUUGAGCAUUUUGGCCAGCUCGACAUUCUCGUCAACAACGCCGGAACGAACCAUCCGAACAAGCGAACGGAGGAUCUGACUGAAGCCGAAUUCGACAGCACUUUCAAUGUCAACGUGAAAAGCAUCUACCUCGCCGUAAAUGCGGCUCUCCCUUACCUUCGUCAGCGGGGCGGAGGCUUGAUCCUCAACGUAUCUAGUGUUUCGGCAGGAAAACCUCGCCCUGGACUGGUGUGGUACGCUGCAAGCAAAGCAGCUGUCAAUAAUGUCACAAAAGGUCUUGCAGCAGACUAUGGUAAAGAAAACAUCAGAAUCAACGCCGUGUGCCCUCUCCUGUCCGGCACCGGCCUUUUCGAGGCAUUUACGGGACUGCCACCGACUGAAGAGAACAUGAGCCGAUUCCUCAGCAACAUUCCGCUCGGGAGGCUCACGGCGACCCAAGAUGUAGCAAACGCCCUUGCAUUUCUAGGAAGCGAUGAGGCUGCCUUCAUAACAGCCGAAACGAUCAAAGUCGAUGGUGGUAGAGCAGUUGGGUAA